GUUGGUUCGGUUCAAUAUGGAACCCGAAAUUAAUAUAUUCGGAAAAUCGAUGGGGUGCAUUAGUUCACGUCAUUGACCGUAACAAAUCUUCAAGAAUUUAUAUGCGAUGACCAAUAAAUUUUAACGUGCGGAUAUUAAUAAAUUUCAUAAACAAAUACAGACCGAUGGAGGUUUUAUCUGUUUUGAGACAAUUUUUCUUUCAGUGAUAACGCAUAUCAAAUAACAUUUAAUAAUUGUUUGAGCGAUAAAACGAAGGCAUCGGGCUUUUUGUGUUUGUUUUCGGAUUUUCGGGUUAAAACGUCGCGGUCAUAAAUUUACUCGGCCGUGCUUUUUAAAAAUCUCGAGAUCAGGUGGAUUUUUUUUUCAUUGUGUGGGAACUCAAGUGAAUAUUGUAUCGUACAAAGGCAGAUAACGUCAAUAUGUUCGACUACUUAAUACACAUACUAGCGAUGCUUUUCACAAUUUUCAUCGGGUAUCGUCCCCCCUGGAUCAAGAAGAAACUGCUCCAAAACUUCCCCGCGAAAAAAGACGAACCAAAGGUGAAAACUGUCCGAGACAUACCCGGCCCUUUUUCCCUACCGAUACUCGGAACAAGAUGGCUCUUCACUUUAGGAUUAUAUCAAACGAAUAAAAUCCACUUAUUUUAUGAAGAGAUGCGAGACAAAUAUGGAAGAAUAUUUAAGGAGGAGGCACUCUUUAAUAUCCCCGUCAUCAACAUUUUUGAUAAGGAGGAUAUGGAGAAAGUGCUAAAGAGUGCUGGGAAGUAUCCAAUAAGGCCUCCGACAGAAGCCAUAGCGAAGUAUAGAAGAUCCCAUCCUGAACGCUAUGCUAGUACUGGACUAACUAAUGAGCAAGGGGAGAGGUGGCAUUUCCUACGCACUUCUUUAACGAAUGUUCUUACUAGCCCAAAGACAAUACAUGAUUUCUUGCCAGAAGUAGGGGAAAUAGCAGAUGAUUGGUGCAAUGCCAUAAAACAAAAAAGAAAUAAAGAAGGUUAUGUAGCAAACUUGGACGAGUUGACUGGCAAGCUAGCUCUAGAAGCUACCUGUGCAUUAGUAUUAGGGCGUAGAAUGGGUUUUUUAAUAGAAGGGGAAAAAUGUGAAGCAGCAGAAGGUCUUGCUGAAGCUGUACAUAAAAACUUCAUAGCGUGCAGGGACACGUAUUUCGGAUUGCCACUAUGGAAAUUAUUCCCGACGUCCUCCUACAAAAAUUUAUGCAAUAGCGAGAAGGUUAUUUAUGAACUGGCUUCAGAACUGAUACGAACUGCUGACGAAAACACCAUGGAAAGUCCUGUAUUCCAGUCAGUUCUUAAAGCCCAUAUAGAUGAGAGGGAAAAGAAAUCUGCAAUAGUCGAUUUCUUAGCGGCAGGAAUUUACACCUUAAAAAAUAGUCUGUUGUUCUUACUCUAUCAAGUUGCCAUGAAUCCUGAGUGUCAACAGAAAAUACUGGAUGAUAGUACCAAGGCGUAUCUGAAGGCAUGUUCCACUGAGACCUAUAGGCUCUCUCCUACUGUGAACAGCUUAGCUAGAGUUAUAGAUACUAAUCUCGAGCUAGGGGGCUACCAAAUUCCUGCUGGGAGUGUCAUUCUUUGUCACAGUGCUUUAGCUUGUCAAAAUGAAAUGUAUUUUAAAGAUGCUAAAAAAUUUAGGCCAGAGAGGUGGUUAGAUGAAGAAAAGCAAAAGUCAGCAUCGGCCGCAGGAUAUAUUUUAACUCCUUUUGGUUACGGCAAGAGAAUUUGUCCAGGAAAACGGUUCAUCGAGCAAGUGCUUCCGGUUAUUUUGGAUAAAAUGGUCCAGACGUUCGUCAUUAAUGUUGACCGACCUAUGGAGUUGGAGUUUGAGUUUCUUUUGUCCCCCAAAGGACAUACUUCUAUGCGUUUCGAUGAUCGAACAUAGUAAAACUUUAGGUUAGAAAAAUCAUGUAAAUAUAAGUGAAGAAUAUGUUGGUUUAAUAAGUGUUUUAGUAAUAAUAAGAGAAUUCUUAAAGAGUUUUUUAAAUAUCGCAUUUUUCUUGCCAUAAAAAGUACGUUUUGAAUAAUAACUGAAUAGAUUAAAGCAUUUUUAAUUUUCUUUAAAUUUUAUUUUUUUUUAGGUUAUAUGUAUGUACUUUAAUUUCUAAGACUGAUCCAAUUCUUACUUUUAAAAUAUAUUUAAGUUAAGAUUUAUAAAA
Anthonomus grandis grandis is the source of this 2169-nucleotide messenger RNA. It is a transcript of the gene shd, whose product is annotated as ecdysone 20-monooxygenase. Gene Ontology annotation, molecular function: iron ion binding; heme binding; monooxygenase activity. Bases 420 to 1895 code for a protein of 491 amino acids. The record is from RefSeq and is a predicted model, not a curated record. The transcript has 7 exons. Lineage: Eukaryota; Metazoa; Arthropoda; Insecta; Coleoptera; Curculionidae.